Molecule: messenger RNA, 1287 nt
Organism: Menidia menidia (Atlantic silverside)
Lineage: Eukaryota; Metazoa; Chordata; Actinopteri; Atheriniformes; Atherinopsidae
Source: the annotation of a GenBank genome assembly
AUGAAGACUGCUUACACUAACGCCUAUCGAUGCCUGGCCAAGGACCUGGACGCUUACGCCAUGAACACGGACAUGACGAUGGACGGCAUCGGCAGCCUGCAUGGCGGGGUGGCCGUGAGCUCCGUGGCCCCUGACGUGGAGCUGAUGAGCGGCCACAGCCCGCACCACGGCCGCGGGAACGGGUCGCUGGCGGGGGGGGGACCCGGGGCGGCGGCGGCGGCCGCGGCGGCGGCGGCGUCCACCCUGCGGAUGCACCAGGACCUGGCCGCCGCCGCCGCCUCCUCCCGCUCCGCCAUGGUGUCCGGCAUGGCCACCAUCCUGGACGGCAGCGGGGAGUACCGGCCGGAGCUGUCCCUGCCGCUGCACCACGCCAUGAGCGUGCCCUGCGACACCUCCUCCCCCGGGAUGGGCAUGAGCGGCACCUACACCACCCUGACCCCGCUGCAGCCGCUGCCCCCCAUCUCCACCGUGUCCGACAAGUUCCACCACCACCACCAUCACCACCACCACCACCAGCGGCUCUCCGGGAACGUCAGCGGGAGCUUCACCCUGAUGCGGGACGAGCGCGGGCUGCCGGGCAUGAACAACAUCUACAGCCCCUACCACAAGGACCACAUGUCCGGGAUGGGUCAGAGCCUGUCCCCGGUGCUGGGAAACAGCCUGGGCUCCAUCCACAACACCCAGCAGGGUCUCCACAACUACGGCACCACGACGCACGGAGGCCACGACAAAAUGCUCAACUUCGAGGCGCACCACACCGCCUCCAUGCUGGCCAGAGGGGACCACCACCAGCACCGGGGCCUCGGCGGCCCGGCGCCCGGGAUGAUGCCGCACCUCAACGGCAUGCACCACCCGGGUCACCCGGCCGCGUCCUCGGCGGGCCACCACCCCCACCCCCACCUCCAGUCCCCGUCCCACGGGCCCGUGCUGGCGUCCACGCGGGAAAGACCGCCCUCCUCCUCGGGCACGCCAGGGGGGAACGGCUCGGGACAGCUGGAGGAGAUCAACACCAAGGAGGUGGCGCAGAGGAUCACGGCGGAGCUGAAGAGAUACAGCAUCCCCCAGGCCAUCUUCGCCCAGAGGGUGCUGUGCCGCUCCCAGGGAACCCUGUCGGACCUCCUGAGGAACCCCAAACCGUGGAGUAAACUAAAGUCAGGCCGGGAGACGUUCAGGAGGAUGUGGAAGUGGCUGCAGGAGCCCGAGUUUCAGAGGAUGUCGGCCCUCAGACUGGCAGACAUUGAGUGGAUCGUCAUCAUAGCAAAGUUUUUCAGCAACCAAGACGUUUAA